Molecule: messenger RNA, 1602 nt
Organism: Dermatophagoides pteronyssinus (European house dust mite)
Lineage: Eukaryota; Metazoa; Arthropoda; Arachnida; Sarcoptiformes; Pyroglyphidae
Product: dnaJ homolog subfamily B member 12-like
Biological process (GO): cellular response to misfolded protein
Cellular component (GO): endoplasmic reticulum membrane
Molecular function (GO): Hsp70 protein binding
Source: RefSeq, a predicted model, not a curated record
UGGCCGUGGUAACCAAAAAAAAAAAAAAAAAUUUCUUCGUAUUUGUUUUUUCCCAAAAAAAUAUACACAAUCACUGAAAUACAACGACAAAUUUUCAUGAUAAUUUGAGUCAAUUUCAAUUGAACAUUUCAUCAUUUUCUUCAUCACAUCAUCAUCGAUUUUGUUUUUAAUUUAUAAUUUUUUUCUUCAUCAUUUUAUAUAAUUAUAAUCGAAUUCAUAGCUUGAAUUGUUAGCUAGACCGAAACCAAAAAACAAAACAAAACAAAAAAAUAUUUUUUCACAAACAAGUGCCGAACAAAAAAAAACGUUUGUAAAAACAACGAGUUUCAACAAUAAAUUUCUAUUAAAUGGAAGGAAAUAAAGAUGAAAGUGAACGAUGUAUGGCUAUAGCUGAGCAAUCAUUAUCAAAAAAAGAAUUUGAUAAAGCAGUAAAAUUUGCUCAAAAAGCUGAUCAAUUAUAUUCGACUGAAGUGACCAAAAGACUGUUAAAUAAAGCAAAAUUAUUGGCCGAAAGUCGCCAUAAUAAUCAAACAUCUGAUGAGAAUAGUUAUAAUAAUCAUCAACGGAAAAAUUCUGAAUCAUCAAAUAAUAUAAAUAAUGAUGAACAAUCUAAAUCAUCAUCAUCAUCAUCGACGGCAACAAAUGAUCAGCCAAAAUCGGUGGAUUAUAUACGUAAUUGUAAAGAUUAUUAUGAAAUAUUAAGCGUAUCAAAACAGGCAACUGAUAAAGAGAUUAAAACACAAUAUCGUAAAUUAGCAUUACAAUUUCAUCCGGAUAAGAAUAAAGAACCUGGUGCAGCUGAAGCAUUUAAAGCAAUCGGAAAUGCAUUUGCCGUAUUAAGUGAUCCGGAAAAACGACGAAAAUAUGAUCAAAUUGGUACAAUAGAUGAUUCUGAUUAUCCAUCAUUUAGUUCACGUAGACGUGGUUAUGAUUAUUCACGUGGAUUUGAAGAUUUUAAUGCUGAUGAAAUAUUCAAUAUGUUUUUCGGUGGUGGUUUUCCUACCGGUAAUGUUUAUGUUUAUAGAAAUGGUAAUGGUGGUUGGAAUCAACAUCAUUCACAUCAUCAUCAUCAACGGACAAAUCGUCAACAUGAAUCACAAGCAACAGCCGGCUAUACGGUUUUAUUACAAAUAUUGCCCAUAUUAUUUUUCAUUUGUAUCUCAUUAUUGAGUAAUCUUGUUCCAGAUAAUCCAUAUAGUCUACAAAGAUCAAGUAAAUAUCCAUAUCAACGAUUUACGGAGAAUCUAGAAGUGCCCUAUUUUGUUAAAGAAAAUUUUGAACGUGAUUACAGAGAUAGCCUAUCACAGAUUGAAAAACAUGUUGAAGAAAGUUUUAUUUCAAAUUUACAGACAUCAUGUUUUAAGGAAAGAAAUUAUAAAGAGAAUCUAAUCUAUCGAGCUCGAUUUUUACGUGAUACUGCAAUGGAAUCAAAAGCGCAAUCAUUGAAAACACCAUCCUGUGACCGUUUAGUACAGAUACAGAAAUCAUAUUAUUAAAUAAUUUGGAAAAUUUGAUGAUAAUGUUGAUGAUACUUGAAUUCUUUAUAUAUAAAUAAUAUAAAUAUUCUACUUGUAUUCGACGACCAACCAAGUGAUUGAUUCC